AUGGCCGAUAAUCUAGGGCCGCUCGGAAGAGGCAGAAGCAAGGAUCCCCUUGAUGAGCUUGGAGGUCUCGUAGGUCAAACUCUCAAUCUUUUCGACGGGCAGGCCGCAGCGAAAGGCCCUGAGCAACUCGUGGACGUCUAUGGCGCAACCGCAAGAGCGACAGCUGCAACAGAUAACGUCAUCGCUCAGUCUAUGGAUCUUGACUUGCUGGGAACCUCCAGCACAGCGCAAGUUGCUCCAGGCCCCCUUGCGCGGAGCAACACCUUUGGACAAGAAGCCGAGAUACCGCUAUUUAAUGACGAAGUACAGAUAGGUUUUACACAUGUUGUGGAGGAGGUGCAGUCUCCGUCAUCCAGCCCGCAGAACGAGCCAAAGCCCAUCGAGUCCCGGUCCGAAGUGGGCCCUAGCGGCUACCACCUGGUUUCAGAUGGGCCUAGCACGAGCACCGGCGAACCCAACACGGGCCACCUCAACGAGCCCCCUCUCAUACGUGUGUGGAUUCGCGAACCGGAGCGCGUGGAGGGGACGAACAAGCUUGGGAUGCGCACUACGUACUUCACGUACCUGGUCCGGACAGAGAGCCAGCUGCCUGGCCUGCGUACCGACGGCUCGGAAGUUCGACGCAGGUUUUCGGAAUUCGAUGCGUUGCACAAGGUGGUGAAGCUGCAGUACCGUGGCUACAUCAUUCCGCCACUGCCCGAAAAGUCCUUUAUUGAGGCGAAGCUCGCGCACGAGGACUUUUUGAGGCUGCGUCGCGCAGACCUCCAGGCAAGUAUCGCUUUCCUCCGCGGCAUUGCGCAACACCCUGUGCUGCGCGAGUCGGAGGCGCUCAAGCUGUUCUUGCUGCAGCCCGGAGAGCUCCAGUACAAUCCAGCAUGGACGGCGCUUCUCCACAGCGUUGGGGGCUCAAUGGAGAGCUCCGAGGGCACGGCCAGGUUGCUGACGACGCAGGGCGCGGCCACUGCCACCUCCAAGGCAGUUGCCGGGCUGAACAGCCUUGUUUCCUGGGUGCGGCACAACGUCACGAGCAGCAAGCGCGAGCUGGACGAGGAAGAGCAGCAGCUGCGGCAUGCCAAGGAGCUCAUGCGUGACCUGGAGCGCCUCCUGCAGCUGUGCUGCGAGUCGGCGCGCAUCAUGUGCAGCCACAUGGACUCUCUGGGCGCGGACCUGUACGAGCUGGGGCGCAAUAUGGGGAUGCUGUCGAAGUGGGAGGAGACCCUGCGUGCAAACGUCGGUUCCUACACUGAGGCCGGCUUCAGCGCCAGCAAGCGUGCUGCGCACUGCAAACAGCUCAGCUUCGCUAGCGCGCGGCAGCACACAGUGUGGAAGACGGCGUCGGUGAAGACGGCCGCCAGUCUGGUCGCAUUGCAUGACUACUAUAUCGUAAUGCCCGAGGCGGUGGCGGCGCUGGAGGAGCGAGAGCGGUGCCUAGACCAGAUUCAGGCGCUGGAGGCUGAGCUCAUGGCAAAGCAUGCCGACUUGAACAAGACCACUGGCGGCAGCAAGGCCGCUUCAUCCAACCGUGACCGGCGUGCAUACACUCUGACCAACACCGUGGACCGCCUGGAGGAGCAGCUUAAGGUCUGUCGCGAUAACUACGUACUCAUCAAGAGGCGCAACAUGGAGGAGCUACGCCGGCUGCACCUGACACGCGAGAAGGACUUCCACGAGAUGAUGGCCAGCUUCUCGGCCUUACAGGCUCAGCUCCUGCAGGCAUCCGCGGACAUGUGGCGCACAACCGCACGCCAGUUCGCUGGCGAGGCGGUCACGCCGGCGGGGUCCGCGGGGGGACCCCAGGAGCAAGACGACGAUUGA
This is a messenger RNA of Volvox carteri f. nagariensis, 1815 nucleotides long. RefSeq lists its product as uncharacterized. Bases 1 to 1815 code for a protein of 604 amino acids. The transcript is spliced from 10 exons. NCBI's taxonomy places the organism in Eukaryota, Viridiplantae, Chlorophyta, Chlorophyceae, Chlamydomonadales, Volvocaceae. Gene Ontology annotation, molecular function: phosphatidylinositol binding. The record is from RefSeq and is a predicted model, not a curated record.